UGAUCCGGUCCAAUUCGUCUGACCAACUGCUCAACUCGCAGCCAGACGGUCGUACGCUAUACUAUAGUGCUCUCUCCGUUUCCAUAUCCUCUUGACCUCUUCUCCUUGGGCCAGACGCAGUCUACACCACGCCGUUCGUCCUGAGGUUAGUCGAUUAUUACUAUUUGUCUUCUUAUUUUAUCUCAUCUUGUUUGGUUUGUUCCUACAUAUCUUAUUUUAUUUUAUCAGCAGUGAAUAGAUCAAGCUUAGAUAGUUAGAGGGUGUUGUUGAGGUUCGUUUUUUACAUGUUCUUUCAUUUAAACGAUGAAUAAUUUUCUAAAUUAAGGAGUUGUAAUAAGCUGCAAUUUAAUGACCAACCAAUAUGCUGGCACUGUGAACUAACUUUGUGCUCUGAUUUUGGUUAUCAGUUGAGCAGUGAAUGGAUUUUGCCAAUUGCUCUUCACUCUAAAGAGUUUGCUGGAAAAGAAUGAAUUGAAAUCUUUCCAACUCUUCAGAAUUCUGAUUUGUCAAAGAUGAAAGUGAAAAAGCAGAAGCGCCAUAGGAGAGCAGUCAGGUUUUACGCAGCUUGUUUUGGUUUCAGAGAGCCGUAUAAAAUUCUUUGUGAUGGAACUUUUGUGCACCAUUUGAUUUCCAAUCGAAUCACUCCUGCUGAUACUUCACUCGCUAAUACUCUUGGUGCCACUGUUAAACUUUUUACCACCAGAUGCGUUGUUGAAGAAUUGAAGAGACUUGGGACCUCUUACUCCGAAUCACUCAAUGCAGCCCGUAGUCUUUUAACUGCAAGAUGUGAUCACGAGAGCAGGAGAAGUGCUGUAGCUUGCAUAACAGAGAUCAUUGGAGAAGACAAUCCUGAACACUUUUUUGUUGCUACACAAGAUGCUGAUCUAAGGAAAAAUCUUAUGCAGAUACCUGGCGUUCCUUUAAUUUAUGCACUUAGGAAUGCUUUGUUUCUUGAACGGCCUUCCACUUUUCAACAGAAGUUUGCCAAGAUGGCCGAAGAAGGGCGUUCACAUAUGACUGAGAAAGAGUAUAAAGCUCUAAACAUUAAGAAAAAGAGGAAGUUUUCUGACCACAAUGCUAUUGAUGCCUCUAAUGGAAGUGGAGAAGAGACAGGCCAUGACUUAGAGGUCAAGAGUGUCAAGAUGGAUGGUGAAAGAAAACGAAGCAACAUCAAGGAUGAUAAAGUUCAAUUUAAAAGAAAGAAAGCCAAGAACCCAAAUCCACUUUCUGUCAAGAAGAAGAAACCUAAACAUGUGAAUGCAGUAGCUGCCUCAGAAAAGAACCCAGAUCCACUUUCUGUCAAGAAGAAGAAACAUAAACAUGUGAAUUCAGUAGCUGGCUAAGAGAUAAUUUAUUCUGAAUGCGAGUUUUGGCAUCCCCAUUCAAAUUGUAUCACCUUCAGACUUUAGUCAUUUUGAUUAAGCACCUCAGAACACAAUUGGAUUAGUCAUAUAAAUGUAUAAUCACUUCACAUGAGGUUUCAAAAGCACAUUUGGUUAUUGAUCAUGGGGCUUAGUUGAUUGCACAACGUCAUUGAAUUACAUGAUUGAAUUUACAUCAAAUGGGUGAUAUGUUGAGUUCAAAGUUGUGG
Molecule: messenger RNA, 1591 nt
Organism: Cuscuta epithymum
Lineage: Eukaryota; Viridiplantae; Streptophyta; Magnoliopsida; Solanales; Convolvulaceae
Source: the annotation of a GenBank genome assembly